AGUUUUCGUAUUCUCAAUUACAUGUGUAAUUAGAAUAGGACGGCGAAAAGAGAUUUGGAGAUGAUCAACGGCAAGUGAAGAAUGAGAGUUGAAGCUGGCGGAGCAAAUGCUCUUGAACCCGGAGUAUCCUACCAUCUUUAAAACCUAGCAACCUAGUGGUCGACAUGCCAAUAACAACGGAAAGGCAAUCAUCUGCAGAUAGCUUCUCGACCUCAAUUUACCCUCAGCAUGGUCUCCAAGCUGAUGUCUCCACAAGUCGCCAUUAACUCACUGAUCACUUCCACCAUGCCUGAUGCCGAAAUCAAGCCCUUUUACCCCAUCAUAUAUGAUAUCCUCCCAGGUGCCAGCGAAUUUUACCUCAUCGACUUUACGGGAGGAGUUUUCAACCUUACAUUGAACGUGCCUUAUCCGUGGGUCGAGAAAACGCUGGAAUUCAUCAGAGAGACCGCCAAGACAUGCCCAAACACGGCGAUUGUUGGCGUAUGCUGGGGGCAUCAAGCUGUUGCCCGAGCAAUGGGCGGCAAAAUCGAGUUCAAUCCCUAUGGUGACAGGCGAGGUAUUGAAUUGUUGGGAGGCUCCCAGGACAAGAGUAGCAAGAUAGACUUUGCGCUGCUGGAAUUUCACAAGAGACGUGUCGCCCGUCCGGCCCAAAGAUUUGUUCCUCUCGCUGGAGACAGCGAUGCCCUGCUGCACGAGGAGUACAAUAUCAUCACCUUUCAAGGCCACCCCGAGAUGACAGAGGACGUUGGAAUGGCGAUAUUGUAUGCGGAUGAUGGUGCUUAUACCGGCAAUCUGUCGGAGAAGUAA
Molecule: messenger RNA, 807 nt
Organism: Fusarium redolens
Lineage: Eukaryota; Fungi; Ascomycota; Sordariomycetes; Hypocreales; Nectriaceae
Exons: 4
Coding region: 229-807 (192 amino acids)
Cellular component (GO): cytosol
Source: RefSeq, a predicted model, not a curated record